Paramecium tetraurelia is the source of this 723-nucleotide messenger RNA. RefSeq lists its product as uncharacterized. NCBI's taxonomy places the organism in Eukaryota, Ciliophora, Oligohymenophorea, Peniculida, Parameciidae. The transcript is spliced from 2 exons. The record is from RefSeq and is a predicted model, not a curated record.
AUGUUAAGCAGCAAAAACUCAAGCAAAACAAGCAAAUCUGGUGGUAUCUGCAAUCAGAAAGUCUCCAUUGGAAUGUUCUCCAAACAGAGCUCUAUCAUUUCUUAAUUGCUAUCAACUAAAGCAAAAUAAAAAUUUCAACAGUACAAGGCAUCUAAAACCACCUGUGAAUUCCAAACCUUUAGAGCAGAAACUCCAAACUCUCCUAACAAAGCAACUCCAUUUAAAACCAAAUAUCAUUUUAAUACUCUCUCUUAAUUGUCUAAAUUAGAAAGCAACAAUGUUUCUCAAAAUAUUCAGUAAGCCAAAUAAAAAAAUCCGGAUACUAGUGAUGAUCUCGGAGAUGUGAGUAUUACAUUGAGAAGUCCUAGAGAUGAUUAAAUCAAAAAAAUUCUCAAAAAUCUCAGAUUCAUUGGGGAACAAAUGACCCAUAAAAAAUUAACAUAAAUUAACUCAGGCCUUUUGCAACAAUGGCAAAAUCAAUUGAACGACAAUUGCGAUAAUUUAAUGAAAAUCUUAUCUUCGGAACUAAAUACUUCCUCUAAUAAUUAUCACCCUUCCAUCCAUGUUGAUGCUUAAUUGCAGAAAUAGUUGGCUGAAGAGAAAAAAAAUAGACUGUUAGUAGAAGAACAAACUAGUAAAAUAAUUUAAAGUUAAGAGUAAUAAAUUAAAUAAUAUAUUGAGACAAUCAAAUUACUUGAAUAAAAAUUGUUGAAUUCGAUGUGA